This is a messenger RNA of Cuculus canorus (common cuckoo), 1822 nucleotides long. RefSeq names its product solute carrier family 35 member F4 (gene SLC35F4). The coding region runs from base 215 to 1675 and encodes 486 amino acids. The transcript has 8 exons. The record is from RefSeq and is a predicted model, not a curated record. Lineage: Eukaryota; Metazoa; Chordata; Aves; Cuculiformes; Cuculidae. Gene Ontology annotation, cellular component: membrane.
AGGGCCGUUUCUCCCCCCCUUUCCCGGGGCUGAGCGCUGCGCAGCCCGUCCUGCACCAAGCGGCGGAGUCAGAGCGAGCGCCCGGCGGCUCCGCAGGCUGCGGCGGCUCUGCCUCCUUCCUCCUCCUCCUCCUUUUCCUCCUCCUCCUCCUCCUCCUGCUUCCAGCCCGGCUCAGCGUCCCGGCUGGCCGCCCCGUGCGCGGCUCCCACCCUCUAUGGAUGGGAAAGCAGCACCCAACGGCGUGGCCACCAUCGAGGACAGGAUCUUGCGCAUCACUGGCUACUAUGGAUAUUACCCGGGUUACUCCAGCCAGAAAAGUGCCUCACGAUCAUCUGUCAUCCAAUGCAAGCCAGGAGGCAACUGCCCCAGCAGACACAGAGGCAUGACUAGGCAGCUCUCCCCUCUAUCUGUUGCUGAAGAUUCUGCUGCUCCCAUUCUUGAGCUGCAGAAUCGAAGUCCCUCGGGAAUCUGUCGGCACAGCAGAGUCGAGAGGCAGAGCAGAUCAGGAGAUGAAGGAACGCAGGCACACACAGAGAACAGCAGCCAAGAAGCUGAAGGACAGACACGAUGCCAGUCUUGCACAUCAACAUUUCUCAAGCUUAUCUGGAGAUUUCUGAUAAUUUUGUCCGUCUUUUCCUCCUGGGUUGGGACCACACAGUUUGUCAAAAUUACGUAUGAGACCUUUGACUGUCCUUUUUUCAUGACUUGGUUCUCAACAAACUGGAACAUUAUGGUUUUUCCCAUUUAUUAUUCUGGGCACCUUGCAACUACACAGGAAAAGCAGUCUCCAAUCAAGAAAUUCAGGGAAUGCAGUCGGAUUUUCGGUGAAGAUGGUCUGACGCUGAAACUCUUUCUUAAAAGGACUGCUCCCUUUUCUAUUCUGUGGACUUUGACUAACUACCUGUAUUUACUGGCUUUAAAGAAGCUGACAGCCACAGACGUCUCUGCCCUAUUCUGUUGUAACAAAGCUUUUGUCUUCUUGCUUUCUUGGAUUGUGCUGAAAGACAGGUUCAUGGGAGCAAGGAUAGUUGCAGCAAUAAUGGCAAUCACAGGAAUUGUAAUGAUGGCAUAUGCAGAUGGUUUCCAGGGUGAUUCAAUUAUCGGGGUAGCAUAUGCUGUUGGAUCAGCCUCUACAUCUGCAUUAUAUAAGGUUUUGUUCAAAAUGUUUCUUGGAAGCGCAAACUUUGGGGAAGCGGCUCAUUUUGUUUCUACUCUGGGCUUCUUCAAUUUAAUUUUCAUCUCUGUUACCCCCAUCAUACUGUAUUUUACAAAAGUGGAGUACUGGUCCCCCUUCUCUGCUGUGCCGUGGGGUUACCUGUGUGGCAUAGCUGGCCUCUGGUUAGCUUUCAACAUUCUGGUUAAUGUUGGCGUCGUCCUUACAUACCCCAUUCUGAUCUCUAUCGGCACAGUGCUCAGCGUCCCUGGAAAUGCAGCUGUGGAUCUGUUGAAGCACAAAAUGAUCUUCAGCGUGGUGAGGUUGGGAGCCACCAUCAUCAUUUGCAUUGGGUUUCUGCUGAUGCUGCUCCCCGAGGAAUGGGAUGAAAUAACCCUGAGGUUCAUCAACAGCUUGAAGGAAAAGAAAAGCGAGGAUCACGCCGAUGACAUCACAGACUCCAGCGUACACACGAGGAGCAGAAGUAGAGCUAAUGGGACAGUAUCUAUACCACUAGCUUAGGGCUGGUGGACUGUAAUUGCACGCAGGUGUAUAUUCUGUGAAUAUAGCUUAAAUUUCCUCACUACUUGUAUGCUUAAAAAUGACAUUUACUCUGAACUGAGGAUGAACUGUAAGAUAAGAGAAAUACAUCUAUAAUAUAUGUUUACA